AUGUCUAAGCGGAAGCGGAAGCGGAAGCGGCCGCGCGACGACGACCACGAACCUGAGAGGCUAGGAUCAGGGAAUCGGCCUUCGAAUAGGCCUUGCUUGGGUCGCUGCUCUGCCUAUCUGUCUGAAUCUGCCAUGUCGGCGAUGCAGCAGCAUCUGUACGUUGUGGUGGACGACUGGGAGAGAGGCUACAGCGUCCACAGGUUCGACGCGGACGACUUCGGCGCGGACCCGAACGCCGGCGGCGGCAUGGACGCCGCCCGCCCGGUCGUCCGCAUGGGGGCGCUGCACCCGCACUCGUGGUCCUUCGCCGCGCACGGGCGCAAGAUCUUGGCGAUGCAGCCCCCGGAGUACAGCCCCGGCAUCCCCGUGUUCGACACCGAGACGAUGGGGAUGGCGGUGUGGCCUCACCCGCAGAGCUCUCUACACGGGGACUUCGGAAGCCGGCCCCUGUACAUCUCCGCCGGCGGCAGGCUCCUGGCGUUCGUCUACCCCUUCGUCGAGAUGCUCGGCCCCGAUCUGCCGCGGCCCACCGAUGAGUCGUGGUCGUGGGCCAGCAUCGAGCCACCGCCGCCGUUCGUGUCCAGCGUCGUCAGCGGCUACGCGGUGCACCCGGACGGGCGCACCGUGUUCGUGUCCGUCAAGGACUGGAGGCCCGACAUCCCCGGCAAGAUCUGCUCGCACUACCUCGACUGCCGGCAGAGCACCUUCACCUUCGACAUGGAGCGCCACCAGUGGACCCACGUCGUAGAGUGGCUCCUGCCGUUCAAAGGCCAGGCGCACUACGACCGCGAGCUGGACGCCUGGGUCGGGCUCUGCCUCUACAAGCAAGGGGCCGGGCGCGUCUGCUGCAGCGACGUCCCGGCCGUCCCGCCCCACGACGGCGCCAGUGGCGGUGGCGGCGGGGAGACCACCAUGCCCGCCUGCAAGCUCGGCCAGGACGUGUUGUUCGAAACGACGGACACCCGCCAACAUCUGGGCGCCACGCUCGUGUACAUGGGCGAUAGCAGAUUCUGCAUGGUCGAGAGGCAGGACUGCGACGCGUACGCGCGCACCCGCCUGGUAAAGAUGACUCGCUUCUUCCUCAAGUCCGUCUAUGCACAAGUUUAG
Messenger RNA from Miscanthus lutarioriparius, 1107 nucleotides. The record is from the annotation of a GenBank genome assembly. Lineage: Eukaryota; Viridiplantae; Streptophyta; Magnoliopsida; Poales; Poaceae.